Molecule: messenger RNA, 471 nt
Organism: Vicia villosa (hairy vetch)
Lineage: Eukaryota; Viridiplantae; Streptophyta; Magnoliopsida; Fabales; Fabaceae
Exons: 2
Coding region: 1-471 (156 amino acids)
Source: RefSeq, a predicted model, not a curated record
AUGGAAGACUCCACCUUUUUGUCUCAAAGAAAAUAUGCCAAGAACAUAGUCAAAAAGUUUGGAAUGGUAAUUGUGAGUCACAAAAGAACUCUUGCACCAACACACCUAAAGCUAUCUAAAGAUGAAGGGGGCAUAAGUGUUGACCAGAGUUUGUACAGGAUCAUGAUUGGAAGCUUGCUAUAUCUAACAGCCAACAAACCAUAUAUUGUAUUUGGAGUUGGAGUAUAUGCUAGAUAUCAAGCAGAGCCAAAGUUCUAUCAACAUCUCCAAAAUCCAAUUCAGCAUAGCAGAACCAAACAUAAUGAUAUCCGACAUCACUUUAUUAGAGAACUUAUAGAAGACAAGUUGAUUUGCUUGGAACAUGUAUCCAUUGAAAUUCAGCUAGUUGACAUUUUCACAAAAGCUCUUGAUGCUACACAGUUUGAAAACUUGCGAAGCAAGCUAGGAGUCUGCAUCUUUGAGGAACCAUAA